Messenger RNA from Mercenaria mercenaria, 2925 nucleotides. RefSeq lists its product as uncharacterized. The transcript has 4 exons. The record is from RefSeq and is a predicted model, not a curated record. NCBI's taxonomy places the organism in Eukaryota, Metazoa, Mollusca, Bivalvia, Venerida, Veneridae. Bases 560 to 2197 code for a protein of 545 amino acids.
UACAGUAAAAUAUAUAAAAAGUACGACUUUUGAAGUGAUUUAUUCUAUAGAUUAAAAGGCAAUUUCUGGGAAGAUUAAAAAAUGAGUGAGCAGGACUUUCAGUAACGUUUUACGUUAAUUUGUAUGAUGGCCUUCAAAUAACAUAGCGGCCGUUCUUGUAAAACCUUAGCAAAAUGUUUAUCUGUUCGUGUUGUUUGAACGGAUGCUAGGGCGACCAUUGUUAUAACAAACUGAAAAAAAUAUAAUGUUGGCACUAACUCUGCUCGGAAAAUGUUCCUUAUCAGGUAAAAUGGUAUAAUAUAAAAAUAAAAACAAAUAUUUUACACUUCAGUAUUGCAACUUUCAGAAUUCUGAUAUAGACAAUGCAAGAUCUCUUUUUCUUUUGUCUUCGGCAGCCUGUAAGGAUGAUGCGUUUGGUGUGGUCACAUGCACAAGUGUCAGUUUCUAUAGGGAGUGUACUGUACCUGGUGCUGUACACGUUCACGCCAUAAAACUUAACAGGAACUUUACACGUGCAAAUUGCGAGUUCCAGAAGACCUUUGGUUAUCGUGGCAAUGCAAUGUGGGUGACAAGUGGCUGCAGCGGAGAAUUCUUUUUAUGCUACGAAAAAGACUCAGAGCCAACUAGGAAACCAGAGACAACUGUGACGUCACGCCCGGUUAAACCAACAGAACCAAUUGCUGUUGCAGUAGUCAGUUCAUCAUCCCUUGAGAAAAAUAAUGUUUGGAUCUAUAUUAUAGUUGCUUCCUGCGUUAUUCUACUUGUCGGCUUUGGUCUCAUCGUCGGCUGUGUUGUCAAAAGACGCCAACAGAACGACAAAUCCAGACAACUUGCUGAGAAACGGCAGAUCAGAAUAGAACUGAAAGAACAUCGCGAAAAUAUGGAGGAAAACGGUGUUACCAUGGUAAUGCCAUUGGCAAAUAGGUCGCUUUCUCUAGAAUCUAUUAAUUAUGGUGAUGCAAUUAAUUACAGUUAUGGUAAUAGAUAUGAAUACGAUAAAGACGGCUCUGUGUGUUCUAGUCAGAGUUCUCAUUCCGGGAUGACGUCAUUGUCCGCGCGCACAACCGGAUAUUUAAUGAAAACGAGGCCGAGUUUUCACGGUAGCAUGAGACGCAUGCAAAAUGGAAUUCUUAAGAAAGGAAUAAGUACACCAGAUAUAAGUGUCCUUGGUAAAAUGUAUUGUGAAGCCAAUAUGAACUCUAAACACCAAAGAGGAUCGUUACGAAGGCAAAGCAAGAACUCUUUGGUACGCGGUAGUCAAAGUAGCUUGGAAAGUGUCCGGGAAGUGUGUAGCAAAUAUCAGGUUUUCGAUAUACCUUUAGAAAAGAAAUUGCAACAGCAAUACAGAAGGCCUUCCAAAUACAAUACUGUCAGUUUCGGUGUUGGAAGCAGUCAAAGAACUUAUGACAGUAGAAUAUAUUCACCUCCGGAGAAUGCUUCUCGUAAAUAUAGCACUGUCGGCUUUGCCGGAAGUGCUUCAGAACGCGCAUACAGGAACAGCAUAAGGAGCCUACCCGGAAGUAGUAGAAGUAGUUGUAGGAAAAUAACAAGAGCGAUUGUUCAUUCACGGACUCCAAGUGUGAAAGACUCACCUGCACGCACAGUGAACAAAAAUGAAAUUGUAAGUGAAGAAAGCGGUUCUCAUGGAAUAAAAGUGCAACAAAAUUCUAAAUAUACUCGUAACUUGGAGAUGAAUCCAGAGAAGCUUCAUAAAACUAAUUCUACAUAUGACAUUCCACGUGAUACUCAGUACCAUGAUCCUACCUCUUUGAUUGUUAGAUCAAAAUCUCCUGAGCCCGCACAAAGACUCAGUGUAAAAUCUGAAAGGCCAGAGAGUCCAGUUGUAACAAUAUCAAAACCUGAAAGUAUUUAUGAAAUUGUUGAUAAGCUCAAAGUUAACAAACCAGUCAUUCUUCCGAAACCUAAGCUACUUCCUAAACCGAAUACUGCAAAUGCUAUUUAUGCCACUGUUAAUAAGAGUUAUUUUAAAGCUGCGUCAAGGGCAGAAAGGAAAGAUUACGUCAUUAAUACCACUACUGAUGUCGUAUCAUUAGAGGACGACGAAGAUGAUGCAGUUUCCGCAGAAAGAGAAAGCCAAUAUGCAAGACUCGAAGCUUUUAAACCAGCAUCUGUGUUUGCAAUGCCGGUACCAUCAAUGAAUGUGCCUGGCGUAUCGACUGGUACAACAAAUAUCUAAUAUUCAAUAUACUGUCUAUGCGUAUAAAUAGAUCUAGAGCUAUGUUGUUGUUUUUUUCCGUUUCUAUUUCUUUUUUGUAUUUAUAUAAGUGAUUUAUUCUUUUUCUAUUGUACAUGUAUAUAUCAACUUACGGAAAAGAUAAAAACUUACUAUUAUAAUUGUCAUACAUAAUGCAUUGCAAUGUUUAAUAUACGUAAUGUUUGUGCCUAAAAGCGUAUGUAUUAUUCGCAAAUAAAGUGCAAAUAAAGUAUUUUAACAACUCAUUAAUGUAUAUCUGUGAAAUAAUCUUACCCAAACGCGACAAGCAGCAUUUUCGUAAUGGAUAUUUUACGAGUGUAAUGAAUCGAUAGGACUUGAAGCUUUAACAUUUGAUUGGUUAAUGGUCCUUCAUACAUACAGAUGUAAAAGUUGUAUUUAUAUUAAAUGGUUAUUCCUUUCAUCUACAAUUCUCUGUUGUCUCAUAUCGUUCAUGGCAGAAUUCACAGAAUCUCAACAUAUUGAUAUCAUUGCACCCCUUAUGUUAAAAGGGCCUCCGUGGCUGGGUGGCCAAAGUUCGUUGGCUUUGAAUCAUAUGACUGUUCAAAACACCAUUUGUGUAUCCAGCUGGGUUGUGAUAGGUCAGCGGUUCUACCAAGUUACCUGCAAAUGAAUGUCUGCAGGGAUAAAGCCGGUAUUUCCUUAUCAAUUAAAAGGAUCUAUAUCAAAGAUUAGAGUUUCUACUUGUAACA